This is a messenger RNA of Misgurnus anguillicaudatus (oriental weatherfish), 2520 nucleotides long. The record is from RefSeq and is a predicted model, not a curated record. Lineage: Eukaryota; Metazoa; Chordata; Actinopteri; Cypriniformes; Cobitidae.
GAAAACCAGAUGUGUGUGCAUUGCGAAAUUUAGGGAAUUUUUGUUUCUUUCAGAGGAGCAGCUGUAUGAGCUUAACAUUCAUCGAAAAAUCUGAAAGACUUUACAACUUUACAAAAUGAUCAUUGUGCAGUUAGGAGUUAUUAUUUUCUUAUGUCAGGUACUUUCAUGUGGAUUUGCCGAAGAGUUGCCAUGCACACCUGGAUUUGAUUCCGAGUCAUUUGUGUUUAAAGUGCGCAGUGAUCACCUUGAAAGUGGCAAAAGACUCGGCAAAAUAAUCUUCAAUGCCUGUGAUGGAAGAUCAAGAUCAGUCUUUCAGUCGGGCAACAAGCGGUUCGCUGUGAGAACAGAUGGAAGUGUAAGAACAAAGACACUGGUGACUCUUAAUGAAGGACAAAUUAAGUUUAAUGUACACGCUUGGGACUCCAGUGGUAUGAAGCACACAACAUCUGUCAGAGUUGAAUGUACUGCUCACCAUCACACGAAUACUGCGGUGGAUGUCACUCAACAGAUUGAAUCCUCAGAUGAUGUGGUUAUGGAGUUUCCAAGGUCUUCAGCAGGUCUAAAGAGAGCAAAGAGAGGUUGGGUUAUUCCACCUUUGAGAGAAUCUGAAAACAAAAAAGGUCCUUUCCCACAAUUUCUGGCUCAGAUCAAGUCAGAUUUUGCAGCUGAAGUUCCAUUAACGUACAGUAUCACAGGUGAAGGAGCAGAUCUGCCACCUGUGGGUCUUUUCACAUGUGAUAAACUUACAGGAUCUGUUUAUGUGACGCAGCCCCUCGACAGAGAGAAAAAAGCUUCAUAUAAACUCAUCGCUCAUGCUGUUGGAGAAGGAGGCGUAAAAGAGAAGCCAAUGGAAAUCAUUAUUGAUGUGAUUGACCAAAAUGAUAAUAAACCUCAGUUUACUCAAAAUCCUUUUAAUGGAAAUGUUCCUGACGCUGCUCCUAAAGAUUAUGAGUUUAUGACGGUCACAGCCACUGAUGCAGAUGAUCCAGAAACUGAUAAUGCUGAAGUCAGAUACAAAAUUAUCAGCCAAGAUCCACCAUCACCAAAUCCAAAUAUGUUUGACAUCAAUGCUGUAACCGGAGGGAUUCGUGUGAACAGUGAAGGUCUGGAUAGAGAGAAAUGGUCCAACUAUACUUUAGUCAUAGAGGCUGCAGACAUGGAAGGAAACGGAUAUCCAACGACCAGCAAAGCUGUUAUUACUGUCACUGACAGCAAUGAUAAUCCACCUCAAUUUAAGAGAGGUUUCAUUAUUCCACCUUUAAGUCAACCUGAAAACAGCAGAGGUCCUUUCCCAAAAAUGGUUGCUCAUAUCAAGUCAGAUUAUGCUGCAGAAACUAAGUUGACAUACAGUAUCACAGGUGAAGGAGCAGAUCUGCCACCUGUGGGUCUUUUCACAUGUGAUAGACGUACAGGAGCUCUUUAUGUGACGCAGCCCCUCGACAGAGAGAAAAAAGCUUCAUAUAAACUCAUCGCUCAUGCUGUUGGAGAAGGAAGCAUAAAAGAGAAGCCAAUUGAAAUCAUUAUUAAUGUGAUUGACCAAAAUGAUAAUAAACCUCAGUUUACACAAAAUCCUUUCAAUGGAAAUGUUCCUGACGCUGCUCCUAAAGAUUAUGAGUUUAUGACGGUCACAGCCACUGAUGCAGAUGAUCCAAAUACUGAUAAUGCUGAUCUCAGAUACUCGAUUAUCAGCCAAGAUCCACCAUCACCAAAUCCAAAUAUGUUUGACAUCAAUGCUGUAACCGGAGGGAUUCGUGUGAACAGUGAAGGUCUGAAUAGAGAGAAAUGGUCCAACUAUACUUUAGUCAUUCAGGCUGCAGACAUGCAAGGAAACGGAUAUCCAACGACCAGCAAAGCUGUUAUUAUUGUCACUGACAGCAAUGAUAAUCCACCUCAAUUUAAGCAAACAGAGUACACUGUAUCUGUCCCAGAGAAUCAAGUUGGAGUUGAAGUUGCCAACCUCACAGUCACUGAUGGAGAUGAACCUGGAUCACCUGCCUGGUCAACUAAGUAUAAGAUUAUCAGUGGUGAUGAAGGAGGAUUUUUCAGUGUCAGUACUGGAUCCAGUCAACUGGAGGGAUUCAUCACCACUGUGAAGCCUCUGGAUUUCGAGGUGACCAAGCAGUUCAUUCUGUCUGUGAUUGUUGAGAACGAUCAUCCAUUUGCUGGCUCUUUGCCCACAUCCACCGCCACAGUCACUGUCAAUGUGUUGGAUGAACAAGAAUAAGAGAAGCAGAUUGGAUCAAUAAAUCACAGCACACAACUGUAAGAGGCUGUCAGUCAUGUGAGAGAUGAUGGAUUUAAUUGAUUUAGUCUGGAUUAUAAUCUCUGUUAUAUUCCUUUAUUAUAAUCAUCAUCACUAUAGCAAACAUUUUACAUGUUUCAUUUUUAAAAAAUCUUCCCUUUAAAAGCCUAAUAUUAGUGUUGUACAGUAUACUCUUUAGUUGUAACGCUGUCUGUCAACACUUUUCUGACGAUCUGUCCUAUUAUAAGGAAUAAAGUCCAUUGAUACAAUUAAUUAAA